This is a messenger RNA of Helicoverpa armigera (cotton bollworm), 1220 nucleotides long. RefSeq lists its product as uncharacterized. Lineage: Eukaryota; Metazoa; Arthropoda; Insecta; Lepidoptera; Noctuidae. The transcript is spliced from 4 exons. The record is from RefSeq and is a predicted model, not a curated record. Bases 112 to 645 code for a protein of 177 amino acids.
CGACGGCGUCCGUUUAAUAACGUCAUGGCGUAUUUAUAAUUUGAAAAUAUUUGUGUGUUUUAUUCAAAACUUGUUUUAUAAUUUGUUUUAUAGUUGGUAAAAGUGAUCAUAAUGGAAACUUCUAUGAAUGAGACUGAGGCGCAUCAAUCGUUUCGAUCGCCGCCGAGGCGGAGACGCUCAACUUUCUUUGAACGGAGGGACUCGAUAGUUCCAUAUACACUGACCGAAAAUGUGAACCCAAACAAACCCGAGUCUACAAUGAAUGAGAGGCGCUGUGAAGAUAUGACGAGAUACUAUCAAAAACUGUUGGUUGAGAAAGAGAUGUGGAAGAAGCAAGUAAAUGAGAGACGAAACAAAUAUCAUGACCUGAGACAACAAUACCAGAUGGCAAUAAAAGCACCUAGCAGAUCAAAGAUGUCCUACACAGCCCUUUCAAAUGAAGACAUAGAAUUCCUCAAAGGCAAACCGAACAUAUCCAAACUCGCGGACAGUCAACAACAUUUUCACAAAUCCAUACUGCAGACCAGCGCUCUGUAUCGAAGAGCCAAUGAACUUGACAAUGUAAUAUUGAGUCAAAGCGAAAAAGUUGUCAGCACAAUUACAGAAUACAUACUAGAAAAUAGUACAGUAGGACCUUCACAAUGAUAAGGAAUCAAACCUUUUUGGAUUUGUACAUAGUUAACUGUAAUUUAGAAUAAUCUCAUUUUGCUACUGGCUAGAAUGAAUUUAGAUGCUGCAGGAGCAGAUUUGGAAUAUGUAUUUAAACACUAACUUAUAUUAUACUAACUGAUCUUAUUGGAUUACUACAAGAAAGAUAAUAGAAAGCCUAAAUACACAAGAUUUAUUUUAAUUUUGUGACCUAAAGGUAAUAUGUACAGGCUUAUGUGCACCAAGUAAAAUAUGUAUAUGACUCACAUGAUUAUUGAACCCACCCAUCACGUGCCAAAAGUAUGUCUAAUUUCAUCCAUUUGGUGUGCUAUGGUCAUUGAGAUCUACCUCAUCUUGCAUUGUACAUGUAUGCAAGAAGAGUUCAAAUGUUGAAUAUAAGGUAUGGAUAUGAAUACUAACAAGUUGCCAUAUAGCUAUUUAUAGUGGCAUAUUUAAACCUAGGUUAAUGAUAGUAUCAAACUGUUCAAACGUAUCAGUAGAUAUUAGUUGUAAAUAAUAUUAAUAUCAGGAAAUAACUGUGUAAAUAUUUUUAUAAUAAACAUUGACAUGGA